Molecule: messenger RNA, 297 nt
Organism: Blumeria graminis f. sp. triticale
Lineage: Eukaryota; Fungi; Ascomycota; Leotiomycetes; Helotiales; Erysiphaceae
Source: the annotation of a GenBank genome assembly
AUGAGCGGGAUACGGUGGAGAGAGACACAUGGGAACAAAUAUAGUGGUAGCCAGUGGCAAAGGCGGCGCGAACGUAAACUGAGGAUCGAGCGCCAGCAUAUUGAUGGUAUCGAUCAGGAACGAGUAGUAGGUACUAAUAGAGCACGAGGCAGUAGCUUAGAAAGGGGGAGGAAAAAACGACAAGUCUACAUAGCUUUCUAUCGCGCAUAUAGUAUCGCCGACAGUGAAGCACAGGACAGUCGUAGACCACCAGUCUUAUCCAUAUACCGUUUUACUGAUAUAACCUAUCAUCCGUGA